CGAUUUCACUCCCCGCGGUCAAGAUGGCUUCCAAAACAUUUGAUCCCUUCGCCCUCCCUUGUUUCCUCCUCCUCUCUCUCGCUGCCUCCCUCCUCCUUUCACCCUCCCACGGCCGGAUUCCCCAUCGCCGCCCCGCGAGCUCCUCCGCCGACGACCAGCUCGUCUAUCUCUGGCCCCUCCCCAAGCUCUUCCGCCACGGUUAUCGGACUCUCUCUGUCGACCCCGACCUCGCCCUCGAUCUCCAGAUCCCCGGAGGAGAAUCCCUUGCCUUGUCCGAGGCGUUCGAAAGGUACAGAGAUCUGAUCUUUACGCAGUGGGAGAGGUCGGCCCAGCGGAGCUAUAUGGAUUACGAUGUCAACAAGCUGACGGUCCUCGUCGCUUCGAAUGACGAUACGCUUCAAUUUGGUGUGGACGAGAGCUACACGCUUUCUGUGGGCGGAGGAGAGAGCUUUUCGGUUGUUAACGGAGCAGCGAUUGAGGCCAAUACUGUUUAUGGGGCUUUGCGAGGCUUAGAGACUUUCAGCCAACUAUGUACACCCAACACUGAAAAUAAAACUGUAGAAAUUCAGAAAGCACCAUGGUACAUUGAAGAUGAACCACGGUUUUCCUUCCGAGGGCUUCUUAUUGAUACUUCACGACAUUACUUACCAGUAAAUGUGAUCAAGCAAGUGAUUGAUGCUAUGUCCUAUGCUAAACUUAAUGUUCUUCACUGGCACAUUGUAGAUGAACAAUCAUUCCCGUUAGAGGUACCUUCAUAUCCUAACUUGUGGAAAGGUGCUUACUCAAAGCUGGAGAGGUACACGGUUGAGGAUGCUUAUGAAGUUGUUGACUUUGCCAAGAAAAGAGGUAUCCACAUCAUGGCUGAAGUUGAUGUCCCUGGGCAUGGUGAAUCAUGGGGUGCUGGUUAUCCCGAUCUUUGGCCUUCUGCUAAUUGCACUGAGCCCCUAGAUGUGAGCAAGAAUUUCACGUUUGAAGUCAUUUCUGGGAUUUUGACUGACAUGAGAAAGAUCUUUCCAUUUGGGCUCUUUCAUUUAGGAGGAGAUGAAGUCAAUACUGAUUGUUGGAAUUCGACCCGUCAUGUCAAGCAAUGGCUUCAGGAGCGGAAUAUGACUACCAAGGAAGCAUACCAAUAUUUUGUACUGAGGGCUCAAAAGAUAGCUACUUCUCUUGGUUGGAUUCCUGUUAACUGGGAAGAAACCUUCAAUACGUUCAAGGAAAAUCUCGAUCUGCAAACUGUCGUACAUAACUGGUUGGGUCCUGGAGUUUGCCCUCAAGCUGUUGCAAAGGGUUUUAGAUGUAUCAUGAGCAACCAAGGAGUAUGGUAUCUUGAUCAUCUAGAUGUUCCAUGGGAGAAUUUUUACAACACAGAGCCGUUGGAAGGGAUAAAUAAUAUCACACAGCAAAAGCUUGUGCUUGGUGGUGAGGUUUGCAUGUGGGGUGAGGCAGUUGAUACAUCCAAUGUUCAGCAAACAAUAUGGCCACGGGCUGCUGCCGCAGCGGAGCGCUUGUGGAGCUCAUGGGAGGCCACCUCUGUUGGAAAUCUGAACACAACUGUACUGCCACGUCUACAUUAUUUUAGAUGUUUGCUGAACCAUCGUGGAAUUGCAGCUGCCCCAGUUACCAAUAAGCAUGCACGGGAAGCCCCAUAUGGUCCUGCUUCUUGCUUCCUUCAGUAAAACGCUGAAUCCGCUGUACAUUCACAUGCAAGUGCCCGAUUGUUCCUCAGAUCCAGAAGUUGCUGAAACUACUUCAGCAAUUAUUUGCCCGCAUUAUUAUUCAUGCUCUUUGAAUAAUCUCAAAUCUGUUGGUUGUUGUUGCUUCUACUUUAUUUACAUGCAUGUUGAUCGGACAUUCCUCCUCUGGGUGAUUGACUUUUGUUAUUUACAAAGGCAUAAAAAAAUGAUAAGGUCGGCCUGUUAAGUUGGUGCACUGAGAUGCAAAAUAUAAGGCGGCCUCUAAAAUUUCA
Molecule: messenger RNA, 1966 nt
Organism: Musa acuminata subsp. malaccensis (wild Malaysian banana)
Lineage: Eukaryota; Viridiplantae; Streptophyta; Magnoliopsida; Zingiberales; Musaceae
Product: beta-hexosaminidase 1
Biological process (GO): carbohydrate metabolic process; glycosaminoglycan metabolic process
Cellular component (GO): membrane
Molecular function (GO): beta-N-acetylhexosaminidase activity
Source: RefSeq, a predicted model, not a curated record